Messenger RNA from Microdochium trichocladiopsis, 3516 nucleotides. RefSeq lists its product as uncharacterized. Lineage: Eukaryota; Fungi; Ascomycota; Sordariomycetes; Xylariales; Microdochiaceae. The record is from RefSeq and is a predicted model, not a curated record. The transcript has 5 exons. Bases 420 to 3431 code for a protein of 1003 amino acids.
GUAACAUCUGUGACGCUGGUGAGAUUGCCGCCAACCGCGCCAAUCGACGCUUCCAUUCGUCAGAUCUCGCAGCAUCCGCGGGGAGGGAGCACGCGCGCCCUGGUCACAAAGAGCAAACCGCUUGCUUCGACCAACCUGUUUGCUGGCAUCUGUACAUUUCGACAGUCAUCGCCACAAACGGAGAUAAAAACACAGUGGGCAUCAUCGUGUACCCAGGCACCGUCAGCAGUGAUUCAGACUCGCACAAAGGAAUCCUGCCUCAACCACAACUCACCUCCCGGGCAACACCACGACUCUUACACAUCCACAUAACUUGGGACAGUCCUCCCCGCUUUCGAAAGUCAGCGGGCGUCACUCUGUCCAUAACUAGCCUUCCCCUGCGGCACGUAACCAGGAAAAGAAAACAUAAUCAGACAAAAAUGUUGUCGAGGUGGUUCAUGCGGUCACCGCAGCACCCACCGCAGCAGCAGCGUGCUGGCCGGCCAACCGAUGGAAAUGCCACAGGUGGCACGGAUGAAAAGGCAGACGCCAGAUCUGUCGAAUCGAUCGAUACCAUUGGCGAGGUAUUUCAAAAGCCAAACAUCAAGAUCCACCUCCUCAAGUCUGGAGAUGGGGCCAUCGUCAGUGUGGUGCCGGCCGCCAACCCGAACCCGGAAGUGGUUGCCUCGGGACAUGUGCCCGUCGACAUUGUCUUGGUGAUCGAUGUCUCUGGAAGCAUGAGCGAUGCUGCGCCUGCCCCCGGAGGCGCUGGUGACCCCAGUGGCACUCGUGAAGACUUUGGCCUGUCGGUACUGGAUCUGACGAAGCAUGCCGCUCGCACCAUUGUGGAGACACUCAACGACGACGACAGGCUUUCGAUCGUGACGUUCAGUACCAGGGCCACUGUCCUGCAACCACUUACACCCAUGACCAAGUCGGCAAAGGCGUCGACCGAACAACAGAUUGCCAGCAUGACGCCCCAGGCGACAACAAACAUGUGGCAAGGGAUCAUGCACGGACUGGAUCAAUUCGACGACAAGAAUAAAGACAGCGGUCGCGUGCCCGCUCUCAUGGUGUUGACGGACGGUAUGCCUAACUUUGGAGAUCCGCCCAAAGGGUACGUGGCCAAGCUUCGGGAGAUGGCCCCUUUGCCAGCCACCAUCCACACUUUUGGCUUUGGGUAUCAGCUGGAUGCGUGCCUGCUCAAGUCUGUUGCUGAGGUCGGAGGCGGCAAUUUCUCCUUUAUUCCUGAUGCAGGCAUGAUCGGAACCGUCUUCAUACACGCCGUGGCUCAUCUGCAAAGCACACACGCGACGAAAUGCACUCUUGAGAUCAAGACACCGCUUUCCAUCAAGAUGAAGACGACCCACGGAUCCAUCAUCAAUGGAACCAUCUCCGACGACGACAGUGUAUCUGCAACCCGCACACACAAUGUACUCAAGCUGAAUCUCGGCAGUUUGCAAUAUGGACAGUCUCGGGACGUCUACCUCGAAUGCCGAAGCAGGACCAACAGCAAAUGGACCGUCGAUCAGGCCGUGGCCGCGGGGAAGAAGGCGGACAGCAAUUUCGACAUCAAGAGCGCCGUCUUGAGUGCAACCUUGGCCUACUCGUUCAUGCGCAGCGAAGUACUCGAAGUCGAUGCAGAGCAGUCGCUGGCCACCGAGCGGGCAGCGAAGAAGACGAGCCAAGUAGACGACGAGGGACUUCUGAGAGCUCUCGAGGCAUACCACAAGUCCCGUGCAAUGAUCUGCGAGUUUCUCGCGUCUUUCUUCCAGCCAAACCCGUUCGCAGGCUACACCCUCGCGGUCGACCCUCGCCAACUUGAGGCGCAGCAGGAUCGGCUCAAACAACUUGUCAGUAAUCUCCCCGCCCGGAAAAUCCUCGACAACGACGCUGCAUCCCAAUCCAUUGCAGCCCCGGAUCAAGCUCUGCUCCAGUCUCUCCUCGACGACCUCGAGGGCCAAAUCACCAUCGCCGUCUCCAAGAAAGAUUACUUUCAGACCUGGGCGAUGCCAUAUUUUGCCAGCUUGUCCCACGCGCACUCGAGGCAGCUGUGCAACUCGUUCAAGGACCCCGGCCCGCUAAAGUACAACGACAACGACUUCUUCCGCCAGUGCCGGGACGCGCUCGACAAGGCGUUCGAGAAGAUCGAGCCGCCCGCCCCGUCUCGCAACCCUCGCGCCUCCGUCCUCGCCCCUAGAUCCCCCAACGGUGGUGGCAGCACCGCUCCAGGGCCACCGCCGGCAUAUUCCCCGGGCCACCAUUCCUCGUCGUUAUCGUCCCCGCCGAGUUACGGCUCCUCGAUCAUGAGCGGAAGCCGCAGACUGAACAUGGCCCUGUACAACGACUGCAACUCCACGUGCUUUGCGGGCGACACGCUCGUCCAGCUCGCGCGCGGCUGCGGACGGAGAACACAGCCAGGCCACGACGAAGGCCGUGGAAAGAUCGCUUCGGCGAGCCAGAUCCCAAUCUCGAGGCUCCGCUCGGGCGUGCGCGUGAUGACACCGCUUGGACCGCGGCGAGUACGGUAUGUCCUGCGCACGGCGGUCCAGGACGCGCCAAUGUGUCGCAUCCGUGUCGGCGGCGGCGGUGGCAACGGCAGUAGUGAUGAUGGUGGUGGUAGCAGCGCGGCGGGCUCGGCGGGUGUGUUAGUCACGCCGUGGCAUCCGAUCUGCAUCUCGACCGCUCCUCCCACAUCUUCUGGCUCACGCGCUGCUGAUCUAGGAGAACUGAGCAGCAAAGGUGCCUCCACGGGCUGGGUGUUUCCCGCAUAUCUCACUCCCUCGCCCUCAUCCACUCCCCAGGACCGCCAUGGCGAGGGGGAAGAGGAGGAGGAGGAGGGGAUGAACAAUGACGUGGUCCGAUACACGGGGUUCGUGUACACCGUCAUGCUCCAGCCCGACAGCAAUCCCGCCGCGCACGGGAUCCUCGUCAGCAGCAGCAGCAGCGCUCCCCCGGCGAGGCGUCGAACGACUUGCUGCUCUGCACUGCGCAACCAGGACGAUGACCACACCCCGGAGGAUGUCGGCAAUAAUGAUGAUGGAGGAACACGACGAGCACCUCAGAUCUGGGGCGUCACUCUCGGCCACGGGAUCACGGGCAAGUCGGCGGUCCUUGGAGCAGGGCUUACUACUACCAUGUCGACGACAUCUAACAGCGAGGACGACGAGGAUGAUGCCUACGACGCCGACGAGCUUGAGAAGAGGGACGUCCGCGAACACGCAUUCUUCGGCUCCUACUCUGCCGUCGAAAAAGCCCUCCUCGGUCUCCUCGUCCUUGAGCGUCGUUCAUCAUGUCCUGCCGGAUCGGUGCCUGUCACAGGGCUCCGGUCGGAGUCGGAUCGGUAUGCGCGCAGGACGGCUCUGGCGAAGACACGAAGAGGCGUGGUGUCGUGCGCUGGUGUCAUGAGGGAUCCGCGGUCGGGAUUGGUCCGUGGUUUCCAGCCGCUUUGAGCAUGGGGAACUGAUGUUCAGUUGAGUCAAAAUGAGGUGAAAUCAUCAUCAUGACGUAGAAAGACUUCGUUCAUUGAUUGCGAUC